CAUACGCCGACCCACCGUUGCUUGUGGAGGGUGUACAUGGGAAAUAGGGAGGAAACUACCUUACUCGCACAGAUGGAUUUGUUGCUUUUACUUGUCAUUACUAAUUUCCCAAUCACCUUAAAAGCUGCAACGUGUGGAGAGAAGAAACACUGCUCAGACUGUCAUGAGGUGAUAGGACAUUGUCUCACUGGUUGCGAGGAUGGCUAUUUUGAUCUCAUGUGCAGUUCGCUCUGCAGCAGAGGCUGCAAGAAGAGCCUUUGUACUCUGAACGAGCGAGGUCUUCAGGUAUGUACGGAGGGUUGCAUACCAGGGUAUCAGGGCCGAAAAUGCACUGACCAAUGUGAUUCCCCAGGGGUCGGAUGUACAAAGUGUCCACACGUGUGUGAUGGCGGAUAUUGUCAGACAGAUUCAACUUGUGUUUCUGGGUGCGUUGGUUCCUAUUAUGGUUCGGACUGCAAGAACUGUUCAAGCAGAUGUAAAUCCUGCAACAGGAUUACAGGACAUUGUGAGAAGUGUUAUCCGCCUUAUGCUGGACCGUCCUGUGAACACACCUGCGGCCAUUGUUUGGAGCUCUAGUGGAUGUGACAAUGGAUGUCAGCAUGGUUGUGUACCAGGAUUUUAUGGCAAGUAUUGUGACGAGGAGUGCAGUAUUCACUGUCAGCCUAAUCCGAUUACCGUUGCAAGCAACUGUUCAGCUCCUAAAAAGACCAACAAUUGUCCAGGUGAAUGUAACAAAGUGACGGGUGCAUGUACACACGGAUGUGUCCAUGGAAGAUAUGGUUCUAACUGUUCCCUCCAAUGCAAUCCCAGAUGCCUGUAUGGUAAAUGUGGUGCUACUGGAGCCUGUGUUGAGGGCUGUUCACCUGGAUAUUAUGGAACAGACUGUGUGCCAUGUCCUGCUAAAUGUGUCAAUCAGCUGUGCAACUCCACGAAUGGACCAUGCACCAGUGGAUGUACAAAUGGGUCAUACGGAGAGUUCUGCGACCACUCAUGUCAAAGAUGCCUGGAUGGCUUGUGCCAUCAGUCGACAGGUGCGUGUACCAAAGGAUGCGAGGCUAGUUUUGGUGGCGUCAGAUGUGAACAUGACUGUGCCAAUGACUGUUCCUUAGCGGACUGUAUGACAAAGAACGUAUGUGAAACAGAAUCUACUAAUGUUUUCCUGGGUGGAACCCUAACUGCUGCACUGAUAUUUGCUUCUUGUAUCUUACUGGCAGCUCUGUUCUACUGUCGAAAGAGAAUGAACAGGAAGAGGCUUCUCCAACGCGACAGGACCUUGAGGGCAGUUCCGGUGGAUGAUAGAAACACACCUUCUCCUCAAUAUGAAACUCUACAUAUUUAUAAUGAAAUUAGCGACAACGGUACUUCCGCAGUUUUGGAGCAGCAACUCAGUGACAAAAACGAAGAUGCAAAUAUUGCCGUUCACGCCUUGGCUGACCACCCGAAGGAAAUAAAAUACUCGGAGCUCGGGUAUCAGUCAACCCCAGAAAGUAAUUUUGGAUAUUCCGUGUCAUAUUCACACUUAGUGAAUGAUGUCGUUGUUGAUGGUUCUUAUCAACAUGGUAAAUAUCUGACCCCUGUGCACGGGCAAAUGCGAUUGGCAGUUCCACAGAGACCUUUAACUAUUUGAAUAUUAAGAUAUUGUGCAGAAUCGUGUUAUCAGAAAAGUAUGUAAUGCUUUUAGUAAUGCAGCCAUUGGCUUUAGGGGUGGGGGGUUGGGGACUAUUUCUGGUUAUGUGGUACUAAAUGAGUUAAGAUGCUAGGUUAUGUGGUACUAAAUGAGUAAAGAUGCUAGGUUAUGUGGUACUAAAUGAGUAAAGAUGCUAGGUUAUGUGGUACUAAAUGAGUAAAGAUGCUAGGUUAUGUGGAACUAAAUGAGUAAAGAUGCUCGGUGAUAAGUCCAGCUAAAAGGUGAAAUGAAUUACUAAGUUAUGUUCUUUUAGCCCUUUGAGCUAGAUUUUCUUGAUUAUACUACGUCGUACUGAUUUUAUUCACAGUGUGGUGCGUCAUAGAUAUUUACAACACAGAUACAUAUCUGAAUAUGUGUAUAUAUGACCAUCCUUUGUUCUUGCUUACAUUCAUGUAAAUACGUUUUACUUUGAUCUACUUAGUUUGUAUGGUGUUGAACCUUACCGCGUUACUUUACAUGCUUCUUAUUAAUACACUGUAUUUGUUAUCAUUGAGCUCUGUGGCUAUUCUCUUAUGAAUCUGCGUCGGUAUUAGUGUGUCAUACACGUGGACUAAAACAUUUCUGUAAUCAAUUUAAAACCAUAGAGGCUUAUGGCAUGUAACAGACAUUACAGGUUCAGACACUUUAACCUGAAAAUACUCAAAGUAACAAACUGAAAGUAGUUUUAGCGUUUAUGUAUAUAUAUAUAUGUGUAUGUGUCUGUGUCUGUGUGUGUGUGUGUAUGCAUAUAUAAUUUCAACACUGCUUGUAACAUGAUAUAUUCAUUAAGACUGUUACAUAAUUUGUAAAAUUUUAUUUUAUGUUCUCAAUAUCAAUUAAUGCUACAAAUAUUUCGAUUUUAGUGGAUGCCUCUAUUCACAUUUACUUUGGAUUUCAUCGCCACCGCAUUGAUGUGCAUCAACCAUGUGUGCAAGAAAAGUGAAAGUAAUGUCAUUGAAGCGAAGGCGGACGUAACGUCUACUGUUUAAUGUCACGACGUUCAGUGUUAUAACAUAAAUCUAUAAACUGACCUGUAAGCCCAGGUGCCCUGAGAAUGUGUGAUGAUUAUGAAUAUGUUAUGAUACUUUAUUUAAUUGUCCAGCUUUACUUUACCUAAUUUUGCACAUAAUGUAAAAGUAUUUUCAAAAUAUCGAUGAAUUAUAUAUGUACAUAUAAACAAGUAAUACACUUUCAACUUUAGCAUGUCUACCCGUACUUACAUAAUGCCAAAAUGAUCUCUUUUAAAUAAAUGUCAUUUGACACCAA
Haliotis rubra (blacklip abalone) is the source of this 2932-nucleotide messenger RNA. RefSeq names its product multiple epidermal growth factor-like domains protein 10. Lineage: Eukaryota; Metazoa; Mollusca; Gastropoda; Lepetellida; Haliotidae. Bases 386 to 1627 code for a protein of 413 amino acids. The record is from RefSeq and is a predicted model, not a curated record. The transcript has 5 exons.